Pseudomyrmex gracilis is the source of this 2674-nucleotide messenger RNA. It is a transcript of the gene mtDNA-helicase, whose product is annotated as twinkle protein, mitochondrial. The coding region runs from base 739 to 2619 and encodes 626 amino acids. Gene Ontology annotation, cellular component: mitochondrion. The transcript has 8 exons. Gene Ontology annotation, biological process: mitochondrial DNA replication. Gene Ontology annotation, molecular function: single-stranded DNA binding; 5'-3' DNA helicase activity; ATP binding. The record is from RefSeq and is a predicted model, not a curated record. NCBI's taxonomy places the organism in Eukaryota, Metazoa, Arthropoda, Insecta, Hymenoptera, Formicidae.
UCGGUCAUUCUUUGUUUUUGUUACAUCUACUGCCGAUUUCUUUAUAUCUCUCGAUAGAUAUCCUCUAGAUAAAGAUGUACAAAAAAAACAUAUUUUAUCUUUUAGGUAAAGUUAUCGAAAACUUAUCUAGAAGUGAAAAAAUUGGGCCCUAAUGAGAGAUGAGAGAUAAAAAUACAGCAAAUUCGGUAGCCUGCACUAGUGAUAGAAUAAUUUAAUAGUGCAGAAAGUGCGCUCUUCCGAAAAUGUUGCAAUCCCUGGUCGCUCCACGUGGUAAACAUCCACUUAACUGUUACAUUACAAACCACGUGUUAGUCACACCGGUUUACCAUUCCGCGUAAUUCCGCGUUUGCGACAUAUAUUUUGUUAUUGUAUUUCAUUAAACACAACUCAAUUAUAUAUAUUCAAUUAUAUAUAUUCAACUUGAAAUUGUUAGCUCCAAAAAUCGCAUAAAAUUAAAUCCACAAUAACUGUAUGUUAUAAAAAUAAACGUAGAAAGUAUGCAUGUAAACAAAACAUUUGUGAAAGAUUGUGAAAUCAGCAAUAAUAUUUUAUAUAAUUAAUUAUAUUAAACAAUUUUACUAAUAAUGUACAAAGAAGUAAGAUGUAAUAUCAGUGUCACUAGAAAACGUACUCUGAAAAUAAAUCGCAGAACACGAUUCUUGUGCUAAUAAAAGUGAUACAUUCGGACGAUGAUCGAAGUAAUUUUGUUAUCAAUACAAUUUCAAAACGAAAAAAACAAUGUUUCUGAAAUUAUUAAUGCGUUCUUUGAGCGCAGGAAGACAUAUCAAAUUUCGUCCCAUGUUUCGUCGUUUAUAUCAAAGUGACAACAUGAUAAAUGAUCCAAUAACAGGAUUGUCAAUAUCUCAAAUAAAACAAUCUCUAAGACAAAAACAAAUUAACAUUGUAGAAGGACAUACAUGCAUAGUUAUAGAAUGUCCUUUUUGCGACGUGGAGAAAUCUAAAAAAACAAAACUUUAUAUCAAUAAAACAACAGGAUAUUUUAUAUGUGAGAAAUGCUGUUCUAAAGGCGAGUGGAACUUAUUAGAAAAAUUUGUUUCAUUAAUAAGAUCAAAUAAAUCGAGCAACAUAUUGAAAGAAUUGGAAACUUUAAAGAAUACCAUAACAGUUCGUGACAAAUACGAUUUGAAGUGGGAGAAUAUAACAAAAUCCAAUAAAAAAAUUGCAGAUUUACCUCUAGAUUUAUAUGAAAACAUUCUACAUACAUUUUCUCUUCCAAAAAUUUCACAGCAAGAUAUGUUACAAUUAAAUGGUGUAUAUUCAGGCACACCAGAAUUAUUAUAUUUUCCUUUAACUGCCUUUGGUAAUAUUAUUGUUGGUUAUAAGAUUCUGUCGAUUGAAUCAGAGCAAACUAUACCUGUCUCUAAUGUUGGUGGUUAUAUUAUGUAUAAGCUGAAGAGUGGCAGGAGCGAUGGGACAGCAGUGAUUGUGCCAACAAUACAUGACUUACUGGCAUUGGUGUCUCAAAGAGCAGCGAAUUUAAUUAUCUGUUUGCCAUACAAUUUGCAGAACUUGCCACAACAGUUGUUGCCAAGUUUAGAAAGUUUCAAGAAAUUGAUCUUGUGGUUUGGAAAUGAUGAGCCUAGCUGGAAUACAGCCAAGCAAUUCGCUAAAAAAUUAAAUGAAAAGAGAUGCUAUUUUGUAAGACCAAUCGACACGCAACCCAGACCAAAGUUAGCUGCUGACAAAGGCUAUGAUCUUAAAAGUAUUUUAGCAAAUGCGCAACAGAUAUGGCACAAGAGUAUUACCACUUUUGAUGAUCUCAGGCAAGAUGUAUUAUGCGAUUUGCAAAAUGUUGAUAAGGUUCAAGGUGUAAAAUGGAAAAGAUAUCCUGCUUUGAAUCGAAUUUUAAAAGGACAUAGAAGAGGAGAGUUUACAAUUCUAACUGGACCAACUGGCUGUGGCAAAACUACAUUUAUGAGCGAAUACUCGCUAGAUUUAGCUAUGCAAGGAGUCAAUACACUUUGGGGUAGUUUUGAAAUCAGAAACGCUCGACUGGCUAAAACUAUGUUGCAACAAAUGGCGGGAGUGUCUCUGGAAGAUAAUUUAGAUAAAUUUAAUACAUAUGCUGAUGCUUUCAACAAGCUGCCGAUUUACUUUAUGACUUUUCAUGGUCAGCAAAACAUCAAAGUUGUUAUGGAUGCAGUUGAGCAUGCAACGUACGUGCACGACAUAGCACAUGUGAUAAUCGACAAUAUGCAAUUUAUGAUGGGUAUAUCGGACGAAUCAAAGCAUUUUGAUAAAUAUUGGAAACAAGACAAAAUCAUAGCAGAGUUCAGAAACUUUGCUACAAAGUACAACUGUCACGUCACAUUGGUUAUACAUCCUAGAAAGGAGAAAGAAGAAGAAUUGACAACUUUGUCUAUUUUUGGUAGUGCCAAAGCGAGUCAAGAAGCUGAUAACGUAUUAAUUAUACAAGAUAAAAGACUUACUAGUGUAAGAGGAAAAAAAUAUUUGCAGGUUGCAAAGAAUAGAUAUAGUGGAGAUUUGGGUAUAAUGAUUUUGGAGUUUGAUAAGAACAAACUUAGCUUUGCACAGAAAAAGAAAAUAAAGUCCGAAGAAGAGAAAGAAACAAAAGUGACUUCAUCUGUAGAAAACUGAUUAAAAUCACGACAAAAUAACUAAAAGAAAGUAAUAACCGUGGGCGGGUUGAGCA